AUGCUGAUUUCCACGCAGCCCCCCUCCAAUAUAUUGACAUCGCCGCGUCUAUCACUAACGGCGGUUUCUUCGCCGCGUGUCCAACGAGGGAUAAGCCAUAACACGACAUUGAACAAAAGACUCCCUGCGCAAUCAUGGGAUAGCCACAUGCAUGUCGUCGAACCGCAGCGGUUCCCAGUCUCCAAAUCAGCAGUAUAUCAACCAUCAGUACACACCUUGGCCGACGCUCUUGCCUUCGAGUCGACCGUCGGCGUAGAGAACCUCGUGCUCGUCCAGCCCUCUAUCUAUGGCACAGACAACUCUUGCCUAUUGGCUGCACUAACCAAACUCGGCCCAUCACGAGGCCGUGGUGUGGUUGUUGUCGACCCGGCCACCACGAAACCAGAAUCCGAACUGCUAGAUGAGUGGCAUGCACUCGGAGUUCGUGGUCUUCGAGUCAACCUCCAGUCCGUCGGAAAAAUAAUGGAGCAAUCCGAGUUAGAGGAGACACUACUACGACACGCCGACAUUGCACGUCAUCGGAACUGGAUCAUCGAGAUCUACCUUCCUCUGAAGAUGGUGCCUGCGCUCGAAUCUAUUGUGCCCCGACUCGGCGUGAACGUCUGCAUCGACCAUUUUGGCAGCCCCGAGUUAUCUCUUCCUCAGGGUGAAAACAACACCCCCUUCAACUCAUACUCACUCCCCGGUUUCCGAUCUUUGAUUACUUUACUCCAAGCCGGAAACACCUAUAUUAAAGUCUCUGCUCCCUACCGCCUCACGAAUGACCGAACUCAGCACCAGUUAAAGGCCAUGGCCCGUGAGUUCCUUGCGGCUGCUCCGGAUCGAACCAUCUAUGCUACCGACUGGCCUCACACUCGCUUUACUGGGAUUGACAUCGCCCCUUUCACGGAAUGGUGCUUGGAUCUUUGUUCGGAUGUGCCAGGGUUGGCAGAGAAACUGUUCCGGAGGAACACUGAGAGGAUGCUAAGUGUUGAUUCCCGCUGA
Molecule: messenger RNA, 984 nt
Organism: Penicillium verhagenii
Lineage: Eukaryota; Fungi; Ascomycota; Eurotiomycetes; Eurotiales; Aspergillaceae
Product: putative TIM barrel metal-dependent hydrolase
Exons: 1
Coding region: 1-984 (327 amino acids)
Molecular function (GO): hydrolase activity
Source: RefSeq, a predicted model, not a curated record